This is a messenger RNA of Parnassius apollo (apollo), 870 nucleotides long. Lineage: Eukaryota; Metazoa; Arthropoda; Insecta; Lepidoptera; Papilionidae. The record is from the annotation of a GenBank genome assembly.
AUGACGUCGAUGAGAAAGAACGAACAGUCAGAGUUCGAUACAGGAAAAAGGCGAGGAAUCCACAAGAGUGCAAUCCUGUACUUGAGCUCUCUCCAAAAGUGUACAGGCGCUUCAUUGAUGCGGGUGAACUUGCAACGCUCCAGGGUAGCAACGGCGGAACUACUUCAGGUUGCAUCGAAUAAAGGAGUGUCGAUUACCAUAGUACAGGAACCCUAUGUGGGAAAAAAUGGCGUUAUUAAAGAACAUCCUGGCACGCGAGUAGUUCAAUGCAGCCUGAAUAGACAAAAACCGGUAAAGGCCGCAGUGCUGAUCUUCGGAGAUCAGCUGGAGAUUAUCCAUGAUCCACAGCUGGUUACCGAAACAGAAGCGGCAGUACUUCUCGUUGCAGGAAAUUUAAAACUGGGAGUCGUGUCAGUUUACCUCGAGGGAGAGCAAGAUAUAAAUCCCUACCUUAGGCGAAUCCAAGCAGCUUGCGCAAAACUUCACACAAACAACAUCAUAGUGGCUGGAGACAUAAAUGCUUGGAGCCAAUGGUGGGGAAGUAAUUCCGAAGAUGAAAGAGGCGCGGCAUAUAACACCUUCCUCAAUGAAAUGGAUCUCCAUAUUCUGAACACGGGUGACACGCCUACCUUCGAAACAUACAGAAGGGGGGAGAAUUUGUUCGAGCAUAGUAGACGUCACUGCUUGCAGUUCGUCACUUCUCGGCAAUGUGGAGGACUGGAGAGUGGAGAGAAGCCUAAUUACAUCAGACCACAACGCGAUUAUGUUUACACUGCGCACCAAAGCGGUCUUGACACAAUUGCGGCCCUGCACAACGCGCAAAUACAACACCAGAAAGGCAAACUGGUCGGACUUCUCAACACGCUUUAG